AUGUAUAGAAAACUGUUGAUCUCACUUUGCCUCAUUGGUUUAACAACAGCAACUGUCACAGUCGAUGCUUCCCAACAUUGUGACUGCUCAGAACUCAAUCAAACAGAUUGUGCAUUCGCUUUAGCUUACUGUGUUUGGAAUUAAUCAGAUUCUGAAUGCAUGUCAUACACCUUUGGCUGCUCAGAUUUAACAACAUAAGUUCUUUGUGAUGCUGCUGGUUCAUGCAAAUGGAACAGUGGAUCAUGUGAAGAUUGGGAUCCCUCAUGCUCUGAUGGUACAACCGCCGACCUUUGUAACGAUAUUGACGGUUGUUAUUGGAACAAGAGCAAUGCUUGUGCUAGCUUUUCCGCUUGUGCUGAUUACUCAACAGAUAACUGCCCUUCAAGCGAAUGGUGUUCAGUAACAUCAGGAGCUUGUGCUAACUACUCUUUUGUGACAUGCUCAACAUAGACUUAAGCUACAUGCCAAGGAUAUGAUACAAAAACAACAAGAUGCGCUUGGGCUAACGAUAGCUCAUGCAAAUCAUUGGCAAGAACAUUCAGUGCUUGUUCAGACUAUAACAACUUCACAAGUGAAUGUAACAACUAAUGGAAUUGCGUCUAUGAUGGAUCUGCUUGCCGUGCUAGAAAAUGCUCAGAUGCCUCAAUUGAAGCUUUAUGUACCUCUAUUAACACAGGUGAUACCACCUAUAGCUUAUGUUCUUGGAGCAAUAAUGCUUGCGCCGAUGCUGCUGAUACUUCAGCUUUAACCAAAGAUAACUGUUAUUCCAAAACCUUAAAAAAUUACAAAUGGUCAUCAGACAACAAAUGUGUUGCAUGUGAUGAUUUGGUUGACAACUCAGACUCCAGUAAUUCAGUCAUUUUGGGAGCAUUUGUCCUCUUAGCCUUAAUUGCAUGAUUUGAUAGUGUAUUUUCACAGAAUUAUAUAUUAAUUUAAACA
Messenger RNA from Paramecium octaurelia, 939 nucleotides. The record is from the annotation of a GenBank genome assembly. NCBI's taxonomy places the organism in Eukaryota, Ciliophora, Oligohymenophorea, Peniculida, Parameciidae.